AUGUCGACUCAACCCGAAAAUGGGAUCUCAGUCUUAUCUGAAUUUCCAGAUCAUGAUCGGUUGUUGACAUGGAAUCAAACACCCGCCGAAGCAGUGAAUGAAUGUGUGCAUUCACUCAUUGCAAAACAAUGGCAUGGAAGGACAGGCGAGAUUGCUGUUGAUGCUUGGGAUGGGAAAUUCAGCUUCACUGAGUUGGACCACCUGAGCUCCAUCUUGGCCGCCUAUCUGUCCGGACUUGGUGUUGGCCCGGAAGUCAUCAUUCCAGUAUGUUUUGAAAAAUCUCGCUGGGUUUUAGUGGCUAUUCUAGGAGUAAUGAAGGCUGGUGGUGCCUUUGUUCUUUUAGAUGAGUCUCAGCCAUUGAAGAGAAUGCAAUAUGUAUGCAAAGAAGUCAAUGCCCCAAUGGUGGUUACUUCGCCAAAAUUUGCAACCCAAGGGCAGGAGUUGGCGGAGAAAGUUGUUGUAGUCAACCAUGACUGGCUUUUGUCGCUAUCACCUAACCACAACUGGGUUCCGCCUUCUAUUGCACCUCGAAAUUCUGUCUAUGUUAUCUUUACCUCCGGAUCUACCGGGCAGCCCAAGGGUGUCGUGGUAGAGCAUGCCUCCCUUAGUACCUCUUCUAUGUUCUUUAACCCGCGCAUUAUGAUAAGCAAGGGUGCCCGUGUGUUUCAAUUUUCUUCUUACACCUGGGAUAUAUCUAUUGUUGAGCUUCUAUCUUCCCUCAUUGCAGGCGCCUGUGUCUGCAUCCCGUCUAAUGACGACAGGAUGUCCAAUAUCACCGGCGCAUUGAAUUCUCUCCGAGUAACCUAUUUAAUUCUCACGCCCACAGUCGCUCGCUCGCUGGUUCCAAAUGAUUUGCCGACACUGAAGACGAUUUGCCUGGGUGGUGAAGCUAUGGCAAGUGGCGAUGUCGAGAAAUGGGCUUCCAGAGUAAAUCUGAUUAAUGGUUACGGACCGACUGAGUGUACGAUGGUUUCAAACUGUCGACAAGUGUCUUUGGAAAGCUUCAAUACACGAAAUAUUGGAAAUGCCAGUGGCAGCUUGUCCUGGAUCGUUCAUCCUAAUGAUCAUCACAUAUUGAUGCCACUCGGUGCCAUCGGUGAGCUGCUGAUUGAAGGUCCUAUUGUAGCGCGAGGGUAUCUGAACCGGCCUGAUCUUACGGCUGCUGCGUUUCCCAAUUCCCCCACCUGGCGAAAGGCCUUCCCACUCGGCACAGGGCCCUCCCGAUUCUACAAGACAGGAGAUCUUUGCAAAUAUGCACCCGACGGAUCAAUCGAGUUCAUGGGCCGCAGGGAUACCCAAGUCAAGUUUCGCGGCCAACGCCUAGAGCUGGAGGAAAUCGAGCAGCAUGUCCAAAGAUACUUUCCUGGAUCUUCAUGGGUCUGCGCAGUGUUAGUAUCUCGGGAUGCCGACUCAACCGGUCGGGGAGAUAGCCUUGCCGUCUUUAUUCAAUACCCUGACGGAAAGGAAACUUUAGGGGCUCUCUUCCCUGAAAGCAACUUAAGCAUACCAACUGACAGCUUUCGAAACCUUGUGACAAUAGCCACCAAGGAAUUACGCGAGGCAGUUCCCGGUUAUAUGGUACCAAGCGCAUUUUUCCCCAUCCACAAACCCCCGCUCAUGGAGUCUGGAAAGGUUGACACAAAGAGCUUGAAAGCCCAGGUAGCCUCACUUUCAACAGAUCAGUUGAGACACUAUAGUGGUGUCCAAGUGGCCAAGCGAGUGCCUGAUACCACUAUCGAGCGUCAGCUCCAAGUGAUCUGGGCUAAUGUUCUGGGCGUUUCUCAAGAUCAGAUCGGUGCAGAUGACGACUUUUUCAUCAUUGGAGGAAGGUCAUUAGACGCCAUGCAAGUGGUAAUUCAAGCACGAAAGAACGGCCUGGAGACCCUAACUGUCUCAAAAAUGUUCAAAACACCAAUCCUAUCAGCGCUUUCUAAAGAGAUUAUCAGUGCUGGCGCCAUCAGCACAUCCUGUCCUGUCCUCAAUGAACACGGCUUGAGCGUCUCUGACUUGGAUGCCGGUGCUCUUGGCUCCUUUCACCCCGACCAAGUUGUCUGUGUACUUCCUACAACUGACUUUCAGCGUAUGCAUGCUGUGCCUAGACUUAAAAGCUAUAGUCUCUGGAAUAUCAAACAGUCAGUCGACAAGACCCGACUCUCUCAAGCUUUCCAGACGCUUGCCAAUCGUCACAGCAUCCUCCGCACGAUAUUCGCUCCACAUGCGAAAGGCCUUGUGCAAGUUGUCCUCAAGGACGUCGCAAUACAGAUGGGCCAAGAAACAGUUAAGCCGGCAGAUGUAUCCUCAUUCUGCCAGUCCUUCUCUGAAAAGGACAGUCAAGAAGCUCUCUCUCCAGAUGAGCUAUAUUUCCAACCUACAUUGGUAUCCUCUAGCGAUGAUGAGCACACUUUGAUUCUUCGUACAAACCACGCACAGUACGACAUAGACGGCCUGACUCGGAUCUUCAAUGAAUUGGUCGACAUCUACCAUGAGAGAGAACUAGCACCUAUCACAGGAGACUUCACGCUUUACAUGCAGCAUCGCUUGGCACAGAAGAAUGACAAAUCUUGCGAGUUCUGGCGAACCUAUCUAGAGGGAGCCUCCAUGACCCCCAUUAAUGGACUGGCAGCAACAGAUGCCAAGCGUGAUAUAGUGUUUGACUUCGGCGCAAUUCCCAAUCCUCAGCCUGUUCAAGGAAUUACCGAGGCAACCCUAUCCAAGGCUGCAUGGGCGCUUACACUUGCCCGGCUGAACCAGAAGAAUGAUAUUGUCUUUGGCCACACAGUCAAUGGACGUGAUCUUGGAGUUCCUGGAACUGAGCAAGUUGUUGGCUGUUGCCUCAACACCGCGCCUAUUCGUGUUACCAUCAACCCUAAUUGGACAGCUAAACAGCUCCUGGAGCAUGUUCAAAGUCAAUACGCUCAGACCAUGGAGUACGAGGCGGUCGAGCCAUCUGAGAUUGUAAAGGGAUGUACCCCGUGGCCAAAGGGAACAGGGUUCGUCAGUACCAUCACCCAUGACCAUGCGAGUACCUUGCCCGUUCCUGCACUGGAAGGCGGCUCAACUUUGUUGGAGCCAAUGUACCCCCCAGAGAGUGAGGCUGCAUUGGAACUUAUGGAUUGGCCCGUUCAAGUAGUGACACACUCCGAGGAGUCCGAGUUCACGAUGGGCAUUAUGGCUUUCAAUGAUACCUUGUCUGAAGAUCGUGCAAAAUGGAUACUCGGGAAGUUUGGGGAGGCGAUAACAGCUCUGGCAAAUGCUAGCCCAAUGGCUACUCUCGAUAUAUCUGCGUACGAGGACUAA
Penicillium angulare is the source of this 3297-nucleotide messenger RNA. Its product is annotated as non-ribosomal peptide synthetase. The transcript has a single exon. Gene Ontology annotation, biological process: secondary metabolite biosynthetic process; amino acid activation for nonribosomal peptide biosynthetic process. The coding region runs from base 1 to 3297 and encodes 1098 amino acids. Gene Ontology annotation, cellular component: cytoplasm. The record is from RefSeq and is a predicted model, not a curated record. NCBI's taxonomy places the organism in Eukaryota, Fungi, Ascomycota, Eurotiomycetes, Eurotiales, Aspergillaceae. Gene Ontology annotation, molecular function: catalytic activity; phosphopantetheine binding.